AUGUCUAUUGGAAAGACAAAGAGUGUGCUCAUCACAGGAUGCUCACCUGGGGGCAUCGGACAUGCUCUUGCGCGGGAAUUCCACGCCAAAGGUCUACAUGUCAUAGCGACAGCCAGAAGCAAAGAUGCGAUUGAGGACUUAGAGGCGAUGGGCAUGUCGACGCUGACUCUGGAGGUGACAAGUGCGGACAGUAUUAAAGAGGCCAGGGGGGAGGUAGAGAGGAUCACAGGUGGCAAGCUAGAUAUCUUGGUUAACAACGCAGGCCGUAACUGCACUAUCCCCGCUCUAGACGCCGAUCUCGACGACGCCAGAGCAUGCUUCGAGACGAACCUCUUCGCCGUCAUGGCGCUAACACAAUCCUUCAUUCCGCUCCUGAUCGCCGCCAAGGGCCUCAUCCUGAACAUCGGCUCCGUCGCUGCCGUGACGCCGUACGUGUUCGGUAGCGUGUACAACGCCAGCAAAGCCGCGCUGCAUUCGUGGAGCGAGACGCUGCGUCUGGAGAUCGAGCCGUUUGGCGUGAGGGUGCUUGUGGUCGUGACCGGCGGCGUGAAGAGCCGGAUCGCUCGCACGGAGAGGGCGCUGCCCGAGGGCAGUCUGUACGUGGAGAUUGGUGAGGAUUUCCAGAGGAGGGUGAAGCACAGCCAGGAAGGCGCCAUGGCGACCGAUGUCUAUGCUCGGGGGGUGGUGAGGGAGGCGCUGAGGAGUGGGUGGGCGAUGAAGAAGCUGUAUUGGAGGGGGAACAAGAGUGGCUUGAUCUGGCUUGUUCGGAAUUGGAUCGGGGCGUGGGUGUUUGAUCUGGUGCUGCCGAGGAUGUUUGGGCUGGGGAGAUUGGCGAAGUUGAUCAGAGCGCGGGGGGGCAAGUGA
Messenger RNA from Drepanopeziza brunnea f. sp. 'multigermtubi' MB_m1, 864 nucleotides. RefSeq lists its product as uncharacterized. The record is from RefSeq and is a predicted model, not a curated record. Lineage: Eukaryota; Fungi; Ascomycota; Leotiomycetes; Helotiales; Drepanopezizaceae. Gene Ontology annotation, biological process: triglyceride catabolic process; phosphatidic acid biosynthetic process. Gene Ontology annotation, molecular function: triacylglycerol lipase activity; acylglycerone-phosphate reductase (NADP+) activity. Gene Ontology annotation, cellular component: lipid droplet; endoplasmic reticulum.